CCUGCCUGACCGUACAGUCCAGUAUAUAUACAGGUGUAUCUUCCAGAGGGGUUCCUCUACAGUUUGGGUUACUACUGCAACAGAGAGAGGGAAAGAGGAAGAGAUCCAACUACGCUCAAAUAACCUGAGAAGACAGAUGAUGUUACCGGUGCUGGGCGUGUCCUUUCUGGCCCUGGUCCUAUCAGGAGGAGCCUGGGCAUUUGCUCCAAUCGGUGGCGGAGCCUCCACUCACGUCAGCAUCACGGGAACGGCCGUUCUACAGAAAGUCACAGAGGUGUGCCGAGCCAUUGCCGAGUCAGAGGGACGAGACUUCACCCCCACGGGUAACUCUGCUGAAGAGCUGGUCCAGGCCUGCCUGGGACCCAAAGCAACAGGUGAAGUGUCAGCAGCUAAGUUCAAAUCUGCCCUGAACGAGAUCUACGUACAGAACGGACAGGUGGACAGAGACUUUGUCAACAGCCCAGCCCAUCACUUUAACUCAGAGGCGUUUGCUGAGGGCCGGCGCCUUAUCACUGAUGGGGUGGCCAGCAUUAAGGCCAACGUACGAAAGGAAAACUUCCAGGCUGCCAGAGAGACACUGGGGAGAGUACUGCACACGCUACAGGACUUCUACAGCCACAGUAACUGGGUGGAUCUGGGAUACACUGAACCCUACGCAAACCUGAUCCGCCCCGAUCUCCCACUAGAAAACCUGGCAGAUGUCAACACCCCGACCUGCAGGGACUGUGCCAAUGGGGGGUUCUGUUCAAACUCCAUCCUGCCUAACAUCCUUAAUGAGAAGAAACUAACCUCUGGGUACAUGGGGAUCUUCUCCUCAGCUAAGCCUAAAGGUAAGUGUAGUCAUGGCGGUGCAGCUGACCUGACCAGCUCGGAGGUUCCUCGCGGGGGCAUCAGCAAGGACGAGCGUCGCUCCGACAACAUGGCCCUGCACACUGCUGCCGUCACCGUGGCAACGACCGCCACCCUCCAGCUGCUGGACGACAUCCGGGGAGCUGCCGGUGACAACGACUACCUACGCUUCAUGGGCAUAGCGCGUUCAUCAGUGGUUGCUUUUGUGAUCGACACCACAGGGAGCAUGAAGGAUGACAUCCUUGAAGCCAAGAGAGUCGUCAAUGAGAUCAUCGACAGCAAGAAGGGAACGCAGGAUGAGCCCUCCCAGUACAUCCUGGUCCCAUUCAACGACCCAGGGUUCGGACCCCUGAUAAGAACGACAAAUCCUGAUGUUAUGAAAAGAGAGAUCGCUAAACUCACAGCUACAGGAGGAGGAGACCUCCCAGAGAUGUGUCUAUCAGGGCUCCAGUUGGCGCUGACCGGUGCCCCUUCGUCGUCCCACAUCUAUGUUUUCACAGAUGCCGUUGCCAAGGACAUUGCGUUGAAGGACACCAUCGUGGCCCUGAUCAGGAGCACCAAGUCAACCGUGUCUUUCUUCAUGACUGGUGAUGGUGCUGGUGCUAGAAGGAGGAGGCGUGGGUUAGAGUCCAGGGCAGCUACAUUCGAGACCUACAAGGACCUGGCGGUGGCGUCUGGUGGUCAGGCCAUUGGAGUCACCAAGGAAAACCUGCCCCAGGCCACUGACGUCAUCAUCGACUCCUCCACCUCCGCUCUGGUGACAGUCCUACAGCGAGAGAGGAACCCAGGCAAAGCUGAGACAUUCUCCUUCCUGCUGGACGAGUCUCUGAACAACAUCACCAUCUACAUCACCGGAAAGGCCCUCACCUUCACCCUGAAGAACCCUUCAGGUGUGACCCAGAAACAGAACGAGGCCAAUGGUAAACUGGGGACCGUCCAGACGGUGGGCAACCUCUUCCGGAUUCGUCUGGCCUCCAACAAACAGACAGGAUUAUGGGAAAUCAGCAUGAACUCCAACCAGCCUUACACACUGAAGGUCACGGGUCAGAGUACCAUUGCCUUCAUUUAUGACUUUGUGGAAACCUUCGAGGGACCUCACCCAGGAUACGCCCUCAUCUCUGGCCGUCCAAAAGCAGGUAUGCCUGCCAUGCUGUUGGUAUCAGUGUUGGGCAGAAAGGGCCCAGCCUCUGUCAAAGUGGCCGACAUUGCCUUGGUGACAGCUUCAGGGUCAGUGGUCGUAGGCGGGGCCCUGGAAGACAUGGGCAACGGGGACUUCCUGGUUACUGUAACCAAGGUCCCUGCGGGGGAGUUUGUGGUGCUGUUGAACGGGACAGACGUGGUUUCCUCCACCAUGUUCCAGAGACAGUCCACCACUCAGAUGUCCAUCUCCAAGGUUACCAUCAAGGCCGUGGUGGACAGAAGCAUGGAGCCUGGUAAAGCCUUCAGCCUUCCCUUCACCGUCAUGACCGACGCCACUGGAGGCACCUACAAAAUCAGUGCCAGAAACGACAGAGACUUCAAGAUGAACGUCCCCAACAGCGUCACUGUGGCCACCGGAGGAAACACCACAGGGGUACUGACCAUCACGGUGCCCGCCAACACACCCUCAGGAACGGACGUCACCCUGACCAUCGAGGCAGUGGCCCCCGGGGCGGUCGACUCCAACUACGCCGUCCUGCGCCUCUCUGUUGUCACCAAGGUGACAGAUUUCACCCCUCCCCUGUGCGAGGUGGUCAGCGUCUCAGUGGACGACUGCCCAGCUGACCCAGCAGCCUGCAGCUCCGCUUUCUGGCAGCUCUCUGCCAACCUGACCGACGGCAUCAAAGGCACCGGUAUCGCCAGCCUCACACACCGCCAGGGCGUGGGCAGCCUCACCCACACGGACCUGAAUCAGACGGUUGUCGCGGCAGCGUUCAACGCUUCUUGCUGCUCUUUGACAGUGGAGCUGGUGGCGUUGGACAAGGCCAUGAACGUGGGCACCUGUCUAUACACCAAGGUGACAGAUCUCACCCCUCCACAGUGUGAGGUGGUCAGCGUCUCGUCGGUCGAUUGCCCCGCUGACGCAGCAGCCUGCAACGGCUCCUUCUGGCAGCUCUCUGCCAACCUGACCGACGGUGUCAACGGCACCGGUAUCGCCAAUCUCACACACCGCCAGGGCGUGGGCAGUCUCACCCACACGGACCUGAAGCAGACGGUUGUCGUGGCAGCGUUCAACGCUUCGUGCUGCUCUCUGACAGUGGAGCUGGUGGCGGUGGACAAAGCCAGGAACGUGGGCACCUGUUUAUACACCACCAAGGUGACAGAUUUCACCCCUCCCAAGUGCGAGGUGGUCAGCGUCUCGUCGGACGACUGCCCAGCUGACCCAGCAGCCUGCAGCUCCUCCUUCUGGCAGCUCUCUGCCAACCUGACCGACGGCGUCAACGGCACCGGUAUCGCCAGCAUCACACACCGCCAGGGCGUGGGCAGUCUCACCCACACGGACCUGAAGCAGACGGUUGUCGCGGCAGCGUUCAACGCUUCGUGCUGCUCUCUGACAGUGGAGCUGGUGGCGAUGGACAAAGCCAGGAACAUCGGCACCUGUCUGUUUUCCAUAGUCCCCAACGCGGGACCGCCCUCCCUCGCCCUGUCCCUUCCGCUGUUGGUGUGUCUGCUUGUCUCUGCCCUCUUCACAACGUCCCUCAGAGACCUACUUAUUUGAUCUAAUGCUGCGUUCAUAAUCAAGUGGGAAUGUGGAAAUGACCAGUUGUGAAGUGCAUUCACGUGCUUUGAACUUGUUGAGAACCGCUGAUUGGAUAAAUGUACAGCCAGCAAUGCUUGAAACUAAUUAUAGUGUUCAAAAACCAUAAUAAUAGAUUGCUUUUUAUAAAUGUUUUGUUGCAUGUAACUGCCGAAAAUGCUGUUAUCACGUUCAUUUCCUUAGCAGGUGAGGUCAGAGGUCAGCAUGUGGGAGAAGUUGUAGCUCAGGGAUGAUAGACUAGUUAUUACCAGUUGGAGGGGCGUUCAAGUGGAUUUUCCUAUGUGGUAAAUACCACCUUCCCACCUGGUUAUGAUAAAAGGGUAAGGCUCAUGUAUUGACUGUCUGCCAGAAACUGCCUCUUAAAGUUAAAGGUUACGUUCCAGGCCGACUAUAUCUUUGCGUGAAUGCUUUGCGUGAUACAUCAUCGACGGCGCAAUUGUGCAUCAGAUUGCUAUAUGAUGUGGAAAGCUGAUAUGUUAAACACCUAUCCACAUGUGAAAUCUGGCAGGUGUCUGCAAAGUAGUCAGCCUGGAACAUGGCCAAAGCCACCAUGAAAAUGAAUGUCCCUUUUGUAAAAAAAAGUGCCAACAGUACUCUCUCUUGGCACUUUCUCAACAUGUUAUUUGCACUGUAAGAUGUUUCAAUUUUUGUAGCAUAAUCUAAAUCUCUAGUUUACAUCUGUCAUGAAUAAAAAGCUCUGCUUUC
Coregonus clupeaformis (lake whitefish) is the source of this 4291-nucleotide messenger RNA. Its product is annotated as von Willebrand factor A domain-containing protein 7. Bases 137 to 3547 code for a protein of 1136 amino acids. The transcript has 20 exons. The record is from RefSeq and is a predicted model, not a curated record. Lineage: Eukaryota; Metazoa; Chordata; Actinopteri; Salmoniformes; Salmonidae.